AUGCUGAAAGACAUUCGGUGGAACUGCGGAGCCAAUCAAACGGUGGACAAUCGGCGCCAUGCAACCACUGCAGCAUACAAACAACCCGUUUCCGCGAUCAAUGGCGUUGACACCGCUUCCGCUACUCAAAGGCUUCAAAAGGAGCUGAUGGAUCUCAUGAUUUGUGGAGGGGAUCUUGGGGUUUCAGCAUUUCCGCAAGGCGAAAGCGUUUUUACAUGGAUCGGCACGGUCGAGGGACGAAAAGGAACCAUGUAUGAGGGUUUGUCGUACAAGGUUUCCUUGCAUUUCACGUCGGACUAUCCUUUCAAGCCACCUGAAGUGAAGUUUGAGACCAUUUGCUUUCAUCCCAAUGUGAAUCAGUUUGGUAAUAUCUGCCUUGACAUUCUUCUGGAUAAGUGGUCUUCUGCUUAUGAUUGUAGGACCAUUCUUUUUUCAGUUCAAAGUCUACUGGGAGAUCCGAAUCCUGACAGUCCUCUCAACACCUAUGCCGCGGCUCUUUGGAACAGUAAGGAAGAUUGCAGAAAAAUGGUCCAAGCACGGCAUUUUGACUGA
Molecule: messenger RNA, 552 nt
Organism: Hibiscus syriacus
Lineage: Eukaryota; Viridiplantae; Streptophyta; Magnoliopsida; Malvales; Malvaceae
Product: probable ubiquitin-conjugating enzyme E2 C
Exons: 7
Coding region: 1-552 (183 amino acids)
Source: RefSeq, a predicted model, not a curated record